Molecule: messenger RNA, 1689 nt
Organism: Lachancea mirantina
Lineage: Eukaryota; Fungi; Ascomycota; Saccharomycetes; Saccharomycetales; Saccharomycetaceae
Source: the annotation of a GenBank genome assembly
AUGGCAGAUGAGUCUAAGGCCUCACUGGACUUUGAAAAUUCGCUGCGGUUGAAAGCGAGUUGGGCUGGAAAGCAAUCAAAGGCGAUGUAUUUUAGUUGUAAUGGAGGGUAUAAAUCUGUUAAAGAUUCGCUAUUACUUUACGGGGGAGCCGGAGAAGCGUCGACUGGUAGCGAAAGACCGUCGACUUCUUAUCUGAGUUCUCGCCGUAGACAUGUCGCUGGCGCUAGACAAGAUUAUUCCACCGUUGGCAACGAAAAUGAAGCACCGAACGAAGACUACUUAGCGGCCUCCAAUUUUGUCAAGGGCAGGCACCCUUGGUACCGCGUGGGAUUGCACGGUCAGUGGGCUUUUAGUCCCUCACAAAGUUCCAAGAGUCGACCACUGACGACAAAUUCUGAACAUAUCAAAGAUGUUCUCAAUAACGCAGCGAUUACGAUAGCGAAAAGUCAACGUACGCGGGAAAGUAUUGAAGCCCAACUUGACAAACUUGCUGUCGAUGACUCUUCAAGCUCUAUUCCAGGAGCGUACGACUGCCCGAAAAGCUCUUUGCCCAAAAGGAUCGAUAUUGAGGGCGUUCUCAAAGAAAAAGUGGCGGCAAAUGGGAACACCGAAAAUGAGCCUGUUCGAUUUGUUGUUUGCAGCGUUAUGAUACCAGUGAUUUGUAAAUCAUUCUUCUUUUUUUUUGCCCAAUGCGCCGCUGCCGAAUCGUCUGGAUAUUCUUUCGCUAGGACAUGUGAGACCAUCUUGUCUAAACCUCAGGCAAAUUUUACCCUCUGUGAUCUCGACUGUUUGAUAGUUCAUUUAGCAGGACUUUAUAUCAUCCUCAAAGUCGUUCCGGCUGUUACGAAGCGGCCUUGGGUCAUUUACAAACUCUGUCUGGAAUACAGCGAAUGCUGCGAUUUUGGUCAAGAUUUUUCCGCUUUCAGUGGUAAGCCAAGUUGGAAAAAACUGCUCAAAUUACGUCGCAAGCACCGUCUUCAAAGCACAACUCUUCUCUAUUUGAGCAGUAUAAACCUUUUCAUGGUGCCAAUUCUUACCUUGUGCGGAGUUUAUCUCGGUCACCUUCUGACUGUAAGUCUCACCGGGCCAAGCGAUACAAUUACACGAUCCAACUCUCCGUACGAAGCUCUCAGGCUCGUCAUUUGCUCACCUUCACAAUUCAUUAUACUCGGAUCUGUCUUGUUAUGUCAGUUUUUCUACGAUGCUUUUGAAGAACUAGUUGUGCUCGUCGUCAAGCAAAAUGAAGAAUUUGUGUCCGACGCCGAGACGCUUUUAAAAUCGAUGGAAAGAGAGACUACAGUCAUUGAAGCUAGCGAUUCUAAACGCUUUCAACAUGCAGUUUUGGGCUCUCUCGAUGGCGCUUCUGGCUGGAAAAAUUCGAGAAUUGUCGUAGAGGCGCCUGAAGGGUUGUCAGAUAAGCGGGCCCCGAUCACAAGUUUCCAAGAUGCAUCAAACGAAAGCGAAACUUGGACGUGCACAGAUGGCGUAAAAGGGCAAGUACUCGUUCCUGUUGCAAGUGCGGAGUCCGCAAUUAAAACUCGCAAGCGCAGAUCUUACACUGGAAAGUUGAUUGAGUUUGCUUAUACGAUUAUUCUUCUUCACUUAUUCACUGCUCGAUUGUUUUUCAACGUCGCCCUGUACUGCACGCUGUAUUGCGUGUCGAAGCUGGUGAAUGGGAGAAAGUCGUAG